AAGAAGACGGAGAUAUUUCUCAAUGUGUUCUGCACAUAGUUAGUGCGUACCAAGUAUUUAGCCAGUAUGGUUUGUUGUGGAAAAAAUGAUCGUUUCUAUUUGUGCUGCGAAAAAUCUUAAAUUUUAGUUUCGAUGAUGGAUCACUUAUUCAAAGAACUUGAACGGACCAAUGGACUGAUGAAUUAUAUGUAGCGCUCAUGCAAAGUGAAGAAUAAUUGAAUUGUGCGCUCCAAUUUCUGCAAUAGAAAAGAUUAAAUUUUGAGGCAUAAUUUAGAAGCUCAUACGUUUGCCCAACUAUGUUUAAUGAUUACAAUGUUUAGUGUUUCGUGCUGGUGUGAGAUUCACUGUUAAAGAACUUUGGUUCAACCAUCACUAAAUUUACAAUUAUAUAAUAACCCGAAAAGGACUUCUGUGAGCGAUAAGUUAAAAUCAGUGUGUGCCAAUACCGUACGGCCAAACUUAUGUGACAUUGUGGAAUUCUAAGAUAAAAAAUUAAGCUAGCUCUAAAAAUAAAACGAUAUCCAAAGUGAAUUUGAUAUAGGACUAACAAGUUAGCAACACUUUCGCUCGAAAAUGAUCUCACAUCUAAAUCCAUGUAUAAGAUAUCAACUGAUUUUCUGUUUAGACGUUUGUACUACGGACUUAAGGUCCUCUAAAAAUGACAUGAACGAUAUAUUCGAUGACAAAUGACAGACAACAUAGCAAUUCAUGCAAUUACGAAUACACACACUAAAACGAGGUAAUGUCUGAGAAACAUGUUGAGUUUAUUGUGCAUUGACAGCAAAAUGACGACUUACAUGAGCAAAUAAUAUAAGUAUGUGUUGUGUUGAAAACAAUCAUGGUUUUUGAUAUAUUUUUUAUUAUUUGAUAUUUUGUGGAUAAAAAUAAGUUUUGCAAUAAUAAACUGGUGCGCCCGCGGGAAAAGAUGCAGGAGAGGCUUGACCUAUUCUAAAUAUAAACUUUUAAGUUUGAUUUGUCUGUUUAAACGACACUUGAUGAUUGUGGUAGCAGCAAUAGUUAUGAUGAAAUGUAAUUGCUUUGGCGACAAUAAUAUUGGCACGUUCAUUUCGGUGUAGAAAAUAGAGUCAGAAGAAUCUCGUGUUGCUUGUAACGAAGAAGAAUAAAUUGAACUAUGGAGUGAACUAGAGUGACCUAAAAUUCAUAAAAGAUGCUUAUGGAAUGAAGGUGAUUUCGAUGUUCUCAUCAAUCAAAACUGCUGAAAAAUACGACAUAUUUCUCCGAAUGACACAAUCAAUACUGGAAAAUGAUCAAGAAUAAAUCAGAAGAUUUACGAGCAGAGUGCAGUAAUUCAUUGUCAUCGCCAACCAGCAAACGUAAAAAUGAGUCUGCACUUAAGCAACUACAAAAUGACAUGAUGGGUAAAGCUCGUUCCACGUUAAGCAGCUUGGGGGAUGUGUUGAAAGGAAAUAAGAAUACUUCUAGCAACUCAGCUCCAUCUAGCCCUUUGUCAGAGACACAACAUAAAACCUGUUCUAACGAUUGGAGUUUGGAGCCCAUGGAUUAUCAAGCGCCUGCCCCUCGUAGCCCGAAAUCUCCAAAAGACAAAAGUUCCUUAGAUUUUUUUCUUUGGUCGAAAAGUAAGAAUAAAGAGUUCGCGAAAAGUAUAAAAAAAGAUAAGCUUAAAACGCAACCUUCGCAACUGAGUGAUGUUAAUGAAGAAGACAUUGAAGAGGAAGCAAGAAAAGAUUUAAUAUGUGAAUAUGAAAACUCGCCUAAGGCAAAAAACGCUGCUACAGGUACUGUCAGAAAAACCGCAUAUGACACUAGUACAUCGGCAAUACGUUAUCAACCACAUGGGCUUUCGCAACGUGCGAAAUAUUCCAUCAACUUUGAUGAACGAUCAAAUGACUAUGCAACUGAAGCUGAAUUUACUCAUUCAAUGGAGGAAGGAAUACAUUAUACAGCACGAGAUGGUUCAAACAAACAGUUUGAUGGUCGGCCAAAAUCAUAUAAUGAAAAAAACAUGUAUACACAAAAUACUCGAGGAUAUCAGGAAUGUGAUGAACGGUACGAUGACGAUUCUGCUCAAAAUAUUAAAAAUACGAGAAAUCCCUCAAGUCCAGCACCAAUAAAACAUAUACUGUUCAAUGAGGAAAAUGACAUUUUGUAUUAUAAGGAUUCACAAAAACCGUGUAAAACUAAAUCGCUCAACGAAUAUCAUGGCAGGGAAAAGCAUAAAGGUGUUCCUUUCAAAACAUUUUCUGCAAAAGAAAAUCGGAAAGCACAUGAAUCUACACCAAUGCUACAAAGAAAAAUAUCAAGAGAUGACAAAUCAUCGCUAAUUCCUUGUGCUACCAUACCUAACGAACAAAGCGUUGUGAAAACUACGAAGAAUGUUCAGAAGAGUGCAGGACAUUCUGAAGAUCAACCAAAGGUGAUACAAAGAGCAACUUACAUGAAACCUACUCUGUCCCGAGAAUACUCAAUAGAUUAUAGGCAGCCUACAAGUAGUGCAAAUAUGAAUCUCAAUCAAUACGCCGAAUCAGCAGAUCCUUUACUGGUGCGACAAAACCAAUACCAAAUGGAGGAGCCAAAUGAUAAAAAAUUUAGCAGAAAAAUAUGUUUUCAAGAACCCAUAUAUGAUGAAAAAACCAAAUGUGAUACAUUACCCCGUAGUCGAAAAAAUGUGAAAAAGAGCGAGAUUGACAAAAAUAUAAAUGAUUAUUUAGACAUGGAUAUGUUAAGACCUCGAAGUGGUAGUCUUGAUUCGGAUCUUGAGUCACAAGCUAUGCGUAUUGUUAGAACAGUGGGACAAGCAUUCGAAGUCUGCCAUAAAUUGUCCAUGCCAGACGUCGGUGGCAACGUAGAUGAUGAGCAUUCGGAGCCAUCCCAUUGUGACUUCUCAGAAAUCGAUCGAAACUCCGAUAGAGUGAGCGAAGAAGAAGAUAAAAAAGACAACAUGAUUCCAAUUCAUGACUUACCACGACAUACAAGACCGAGUCAUCUAGAGAUUUUACCACCAUCCAAUAUAGGCCAGAGAACGCCAAUUAUUCAGGAAAAAGCAAUUGAAGGAUUUUCAGAAAGUACACCAAUAACUGCUUCUACAGAAAUUGUGUCAUUGAAGGAGCAGCUUGAUCAACAGCAACUUCAAACUAGGCAGAUUUUGGCACAAUUGAUGCUUGUGAGGGAGCAACUAAUAACAGAGACAAAUGUUAGGAUUGAAGCUCAGGCACGCAUUCAACAAUUGGUACAACAAAAUCGAGAACUAUUAGAGCAUAUUGCAACCCUUGGAGGAUUUCAUGAUUCCGAUCGACCAGGAAUGUCAGCUACCGCUAUUGGAUUAGCGCCGCAGAAUCACCACCAAACAUUCAGUGAUCUUCUAAAUCUUGGAGCAUUAGGCCAAUAUUUCCCCACAAUGCAACCAAGCUCACCAUUGCAGCAACCAAUGAGUAAUGCAUCUGGAAUGAGCUGUCCAAUGCUCAACAAGUUACAUAAUAAACUCCCGGUUGGUCCACUCACUACACAGGAUAUAUAUAAUUUGAAUCAAAGCAUUUUGAGUCAGCUUGCCAAUUCAAACUAUAAUCCAAUGUAUCCAACCCUAUCUCCGACAAGUAUGAAUUCCAGCCAGCAGCAUCUCAGUAAUUUUAUGUUUGCCAACCAGAAUGCAACAGGAUUCAAUAACGUCAAGCCGUUUUCAGGUGAAAAUGAUAGUAUAAAAUGCCCGAGUAGCAUGGGACUAAGUCAGGUCGAUCAAUCAAACAGAAACAGUAACAAUAGUAGAUUGUCUCUGGCUCUUGAUGAUUCCACGACCAACAGGAGCACCAAAACACAGGAGGAUUCAAGGUUCAACGAAAAGUCGACACCAGUAGAGAGUACCCAAUUUAUAAAGCCACUUUCGCAAGUAGGGACGUUAACAACUAUGGACGCUGAUGGAAAAGUCAAAGUUAUAGUACCUGUUAAUACAAACGAUCAGUUGGAGAUUCCUACUUCCAUGAAUCGCAAAUCAACGUCAUUUUCAGAAUUGUCUGGAAAUGCCAGUAAUGAAAGUAGCUGCAAAAAUGUAUCAAUUCUGAAGGAUUCAAAAGAGAAAAAAUCUUCCAUUCCAAGCCUGGUAACAUUAAAAAUAACUGACGAAAGUGGUGUAGUAACAAGGAGGCUACCUGCAACACCUAGUUUUAUAACCCGCAGUACUAGCGAAAAGGUGCCAAAUCGUAGUCAAAUAAUGAGUCAAGUUCAACGUACACAAUGGGCUCGCCACACCACUAAAUAAAUUGGAGAUUAGAUCUGCAUGGUGAUCCCAACAAUAUAUACCGAAUUAUAUUCUCUAGAAAUUACAAUAAUGAAGAAAAUUGUAAUAUGUGAACUGUAAACGUGUGUACAAUGUAUACGGUGCAAAAACGAGGAUAUAAUAUACUUUUGUUUGACUUUUCAUCACAUCCGUUCUCCCUUUCUUAUAUUAUAAAUACCUGAAGCCGCUGUUGAGAGCAAUGUCUGCGAUCUUGUUCAACGCAUUGACUCAAACAAGAUUCGAGUUGAGCAUGUUAAUAUGCUUAAGAACGAACUUAAGAACGAAUAAAAGAUGUAGCUGCCAAUUUAGACGCAUUCCACCGAUUGUAUGCCGAGUAAAUACUUACCUUAGCUAGUUCGGCAUAUGCUCGUACAGUAAUGUUUCGAUUAUAUCACGGUCGGUCUGUAUUUUAGCGUGAUAUAUUUGAAGCGUGAUAUAUUCAAAACAAACCAAAAAAUUACAUUCAAGCAUUAAUCCAUGUAUUUCUAUAAACAAAAAGUAAUGAUAAGGUCAAGUUAGUCAAAAGAAUAAAUCAUAGUAGGGUAAUGGGCCUAUUUUUGCCAUGCUUCUAUAAUCACACUACCCAUUUGAAGCCGAUGGCAGCGUCUGCAAUCUUUGUUCAACGCAUUGGGUAAAACGGUAUGGCAUCAGUGGAGAAUUUUUCCCCACACAGCUUCACCUUACGUAGAAUAUAUCGUUUCUUAAAAUAGUUGAGCCACCCAAAACUAAACUUAAAGGAAUCUGCCACUUUAAAGUUUUGGACAAAUAUUUUGACUAUUAAAAUCAGUGUAUUCGAAGAGAUUACGAUUCAGUUCUCGUUGUUUCAACAUCCAUAGAAAUAGUCCCAUCACUAAUUGUUGAUGUUGUCCUUUCAAAAAAAAAAAAGUAUUCACAUCGAUUCAAGAGAAAAUGCAUAUCUAGGCAUACCUACCAUAUCUUGCGUAAUUUGUUUUUCUCAUUAUUUUGUUAGAUUUUCUUGCGGAUAACUAACAAUUUAAAAAAGAAGUCGGUUUGUUUAUCUGCUACGCCAAACGGUCCCUCCAGACGGUCCCUUAAGGACACGGCAAAUAAGUUACGAAAAAUUUAAAACUAAAAUUGAAAUCGGUCGAAGAAUAUUUCGGCAAUCUUAGCCAUUGCAACAACGUCUUGGUAAAACAUGAUUUCGAGAUUAUUCACGUUUGAUGUUUCGCGCCACGCCCUGUCUUCACUUAAAGGAACAAGAUAAACAGCGCUAUAACUGCUUCUACUACUUAUACCUCUAUAAAAAUUUCAGAUACUUUCUUAAGAAUCUAUACUUUUAUCUUAAAGAAUAAAAAAGUACGACUUUUUGACCGACCUCAUCAUAUAUAAACCCUUAACGAAAUAGUCCGAAACCUAAUAAUAGGCUCAUUACCCUAUAUGUAAAUAAGCAAAUCAAUUGUAAAAAACCCUAAAAGUGCCAGGACACAACAUGUGGCUUAAUUGGAUCAAAAUGUAGUGUGCCUUAUCUGUAUUUCAAAAAGCGUGAUAUAAUCGAGAUAAAACCGUGAUAUAUUCGAGGGUGAUAUAAACGAGUAUUGAUAUAAACGCAUAGUGAUAUAAUCGAAACAUUACUGUAUAUCUAUACCUAGCUAUCGUACAUCUUUUUUUUUUUUUUCAUACGUUUAUUUGACACGGCAUUUG
Molecule: messenger RNA, 5911 nt
Organism: Topomyia yanbarensis
Lineage: Eukaryota; Metazoa; Arthropoda; Insecta; Diptera; Culicidae
Product: capon-like protein
Exons: 6
Coding region: 1265-4231 (988 amino acids)
Molecular function (GO): nitric-oxide synthase binding
Source: RefSeq, a predicted model, not a curated record